AUGUCCUUCACCGCCCGCACCAUGGCAACCAUCCAAGGCCUCCUCAUCCCCUGGCGAUUCCUAUCCCUCUCCGCCUCCUUCAUCCCUCCAACCCUGCAGACCCUCUACCACGAGCACGGCGGCCUCCUGGGCCUCCUCACCCUCCUGCUCUUCUCCCCCUCUUACUUCCACACCCGAUGGUUCACGAACUUCUGGUCCUGGUUCGGGCCGAACGUCCGGCGCAACGCCGGCGCGCUCGUGGUGCCUCUCCUAGAAGGCCGCACGCACAACGGACGCGUCGUGGACGGGGGAGCCGCCACGGGCCCCGGGAUCGGGGGCGUGGUGAUGGAGAUUGGGGCUGGGAGCGGGCUUUGGGUCGAUGUGUUUUCGGAUGACCGGUACCUCCCUGCUGCAGCAGAAGGCGGUGGUAGUGGUGGUGCUGGUGGUAAUGGUGUUGGAAGAAAAAGGAUCACGCGCGUCUACGGCAUCGAGCCCAGCGCGGACCAGCACCCCAAACUACGACAAGCGGUCCGCGACGCGGGGCUCGAGGACGUGUACGAGAUCGUGCCUGUGGGGAUCGAAGAUCUCGACACCACCAAGAACAAGAAGUGGGACGGCCACAUCGAAAAGGGCAGCGUCGACUGCAUCGUCUCGGUGCUGUGCCUGUGCAGCAUCCCCGAGCCCGAGCGCAACGUCCGCGAGCUGUACGGGUACCUGAAGCAGGGCGGCCGCUGGUACGUGUACGAGCACGUGCGGACCGAGCACAGCUGGUACAUGCUGUUGUAUCAACGCUUCAUCAAUAUCUUUUGGCCUUACUUCCUGGGAGGCUGUCUGCUCUGUAGACCGACGGAAAGGACCCUGAGAGAAGCUGGUCACUGGUCUAAGAUUGAUGUUGACCAGCCUGCGAGUUCGGCGUGGCAUGACACUUUGCCACACAUUCUGGGCGUCUUCACAAAAUAA
Molecule: messenger RNA, 939 nt
Organism: Anthostomella pinea
Lineage: Eukaryota; Fungi; Ascomycota; Sordariomycetes; Xylariales; Xylariaceae
Source: the annotation of a GenBank genome assembly